Molecule: messenger RNA, 2669 nt
Organism: Cucumis sativus (cucumber)
Lineage: Eukaryota; Viridiplantae; Streptophyta; Magnoliopsida; Cucurbitales; Cucurbitaceae
Product: protein ENHANCED DOWNY MILDEW 2-like
Exons: 13
Coding region: 524-2482 (652 amino acids)
Source: RefSeq, a predicted model, not a curated record
CCGAACAUCCCCUCCCUCUUGCCUCCAAAACAUCCUCUUCGUAUCUUUUUUAUAAUUUACCGAUUCUGUGGCUUUCAGUUUUCACAAUUUUUUGGUAACUUCUUUUCCCCAAAGAAUAUUGCUCUCUUCUUCGCCGGUUCCGUCGCGAACUAAUUUUCACCUCCCCAACUUCUGCCUGACUUUCUUCCGUAGGGCUGCUGGUAUCCGAUUCUUGUUUACAAUCUGUUCCCAUUCUUCCUUUGCUAUCUUCGCUGCUAACAUUGUUGAAAUUGUUCGGUAUUGCCAUUUCCCGAGUUUGAAUAGCUUCUUGUAGGGAUUGGCUCUCAACCGAAGGCCAUUCAGCAGGACUGGAACUACAAUAGAGUAAUGGCGUCUUCAGAUGAUGAGGCUGAGACCUUACCAGUACCACCUGUCUCAAAUUAUUCUCUUUCAUUGUAGGUCGGAUUUUUAGUCAUUUUUUAUUUUGUUAUUCCACUCAUUGAAUUUAGUUGUUAAGUAGCAGGACUGGAACUACAAUAGAGUAAUGGCGUCUUCAGAUGAUGAGGCUGAGACCUUACCAGUACCACCUGUCUCAAAUUAUCACUUUGUGGAUCACAAGGAAGAACCUAUUUCAUUCUCUAUUUUGCCGAUUAAAUGGGAUGAAGGGGAGAGACUGGAGGGCAGUCAAGAACCUGUUUUCCUCCAUGGUACAGUUGAUAAUGGACUUCAAAAGGUUUAUAAACAGGUUACCGCAUGGAGAUUUAAUAUUUCUGGUUCAAAGCCAGAGAUAUCGGUGCUUUCCAAAGAGAAUGUGUGGAUUACACUUCAGAAGCCUAGAAAGAGCUUUGAGGAUACCAUUAGAACCAUCUUGAUCACAGUGCACUGCCUUCAUGCUUUGAAGAGGAAUCCAGAUACAUCUAGCAAAUCUUUGUGGGAUCUAUUAGCUAAAACCUUUAGCUUGUAUGAAGUGAGGCCUUCCCAGAAUGAUUUGGUGGAUCACAUGUCAUUAAUCGGAGAAGCAGUUAAAAGGGAUGAUAUAUUGGCCAAGUCCCAGGUUCUCUUUCAUUCUUGUGCAGACAAUGAAAAGAUUAUGUUCAUUUGUUUUGUUGAAUCUUAUAGCUGUGAUGGGAGGUGCAUGAGGUCCUUUCAUGCAACUGAAGAGGAUGGUGAUUGUUUCUCGCUCGGUCUCUCUAAAGAAGAAGUAGAUGCAAUUGAAACCUUUAUUUGCAAGAAUUGCGAGUACAAACAGCACCAGUGCUAUGCUUGCGGGAAUUUAGGUUCAUCUGAUCAGUCUUCUGGUGCUGAGGUCUUCCAAUGCGUAAAUGCAACUUGUGGUUAUUUUUAUCAUCCUAAAUGUAUUUCAAGAUUGCUUCAUCCGGAGAAUAAAGUUGCCGCUGGAGACCUUGAGAAGAAGAUUGCAUCUGGAGAAUCUUUCUCAUGCCCUGUGCAUAAGUGCUCUGUUUGUGCGCUCGGCGAAAAUAAGAAAAUAUGGGAACUACAGUUUGCUGUUUGUCGACGGUGUCCAAAAUCAUACCACAGGAAAUGCUUACCAAGGAAAAUCACUUUUGAAGGUUCUGAGGAUGGUGAAACCCCGACCAGGGCAUGGGAAAAGCUAUUACCUAAUCGCAUUUUGAUAUAUUGCUUGGACCACGAGAUUGAUGAAGAAAUUGAGACUCCUGCUAGAGACCAUAUAAAAUUUCCUGGUCUUGAAGAGAGUAGGCUUCCCAUUCAGAAAAGGAAACUUCCUAUCAGUGAUACAAGACGAGGGAAGACGAUAGUUUUUCGUGGGAGUAGGGAGAAUGUUGUAUCAAAGAAGGGAUCUAUGCCAGAUGACCUUCAGGGAAAAUCUGCUGCAAAAGUAUCCAAAUCAUUUGAGAGGUCCUCAUCUGAUGGGAAGCUUCUUGGUAAAGUGACUGCGAAAUCAUUGUGGAGUUCUGAGUCUAAAAAUGUGAAAUUGGGUAACAUUUCAAGAAACUCUUUGAAUCAAAAAGGAGAAUCUGUCCUCAUGGACAUUGAUAAGACGAUCAAAGUGAAAAAAUCCUCCUUAGUUGGCAAGUCUGCCAUACCAACCAAGAGAUUUGAUCCAAGUAAGAUUUACAAGGAGGAUAGAAGUGGGAUGCUCCUAUUAGAUGCCAAUUCGGAGAGGAGGUUAAUGGACAUGAUGAAAAAUGUUGCAUCGUCAAUUACUUUGGAAGACGUAAUUAAGAAGCACAAAGUCCCAUCUACUCAUGCAUAUUCUUUAAAACAUGUAGUGGACAAGACAAUUAAGAUGGGGAAGUUGGAAGGGUCAGUUGUGGCUGUUCGAGCUGCUCUGCGCAAGCUUGAGGAAGGAUGUUGCAUUGAGGAUGCAGAAGCUGUUUGUGAGCCUGAAGUUCUUAAUCACAUAUUUAAGUGGAAGAUUGUUGAUAGGCUUCAUUGGUACAUAGAGAAAGGCAAUACAGGCAGCAAGUUAAUUGGGAGAAGUAAGCAUUAUAUGGAGGCAAUAUUGAUGAGGCUACAUUGAUCUCUACUUCUUCAAGGCUGAAUUGGGAGGCUGGUAAUUGCCUUUAUAUAUCUUGGCUUACCUCUUGGUGGUUAUUCUAAACAGCAGUCUUUUUGGCAGCCUGUUAUAGAUAAAGUCCAUUUGAAACUCGAUAAAUGGAAAAGGGUAUAACUUGUCCAGAGGGGCCGUUUAACUUUUUUUUUUUUAA